AUGGCAUUUUUGAAGACAAAAGAACGAACAAAGGAAAGAUUUUCUCUUUUGUUAUUGGAUUUGGAAGAAUAUUAUUUUGAACAGCACACUGCAUACAAUGUGACAAGAAGCUCGGCCACGAAGAGAAAAAUCAGAGGCUCAUUCAAGGUCUGUUCCAGAUCGGUCAUUUUUGACCCUGAAGAUUUUACAGAACCAAUUUUAAAGAUUCCACUGCGUGACUGUAAGAAAAUUGAAUUUGCGGAGAAAGAGACCAACCCUUUCAAUGAACCCAAACCGUCCUCCAUUUCAAUUCUAUGUGAACAGGUUAUUUACAUCAAAGAAAACGGCAUCAUUUCACCUUACAGAAAUGAGAGAAGCAUGAAGACUGUGAAUUUUCAACUGGAAGUGUGGCGUAAAACGGAGGAUGUCAUUCAUACAUUACAUCAAUUACAUAGAGCAUCCUGUCUGGAAAAGCUUGGUGACCAGACUGCCAUGAUUACAGCCAAUCUUCAGUCCCGACUGGCAAGAACAUCCUUUGACAAGUUCUGCUUCCAGAAUGUUGCCGAGAAGCCUCAUAUGGAAUGUGCGGUGGAGAUGGUCCUGCCUCUGGUGUCCAACCCUGGCCACGUUUGCAUUACAAAUGAGAAUCUCUACUUUCAGCCGCUCAAUGGAUAUCCGGAGCUCGUCAUUCAGAUCAAACUCCAUAAAGUCAGGCGGAUCUACAAAAGAAGACAUGGCCUCCGACCCCUUGGGCUCGAAGUUUUCUGUUCUGAGAACGACUUCUGCUCAGACAUCUAUCUCAAGUUUUACAACACAGCGGACAGAGAUGAAAUUUAUUAUUUCAUUGCCACAUUCCUGGAGAACCACAUGACAGAGCACACGGCAGAGAGCUACAUGUUGCAGUGGCAGCGCGGCCAUCUGAGUAACUACCAGUAUCUCCUUCACCUCAACAACUUGGCUGACCGCAGCUGCAACGACCUCUCCCAGUACCCUGUCUUCCCAUGGGUCAUUUCCGACUACACAAGUACACAAUUGGAUCUGACAAAGGCAACCACAUUUAGGGACCUCAGCAAACCUGUCGGAGCGUUAAACAAAGAGCGGUUGGAUGGGCUACUGUGUCGCUUCAGAGGCAUGCCCGAGCCUCGAUUCUUGUACGGCAGCCACUACUCAUCUCCUGGUUACGUCCUUUUCUACUUGGUCAGAGUUGCUCCAGAACACAUGCUUUGUCUCCAGAAUGGUCGUUUUGACCAUCCAGACCGCAUGUUUAACAGCAUAGGUGAAACAUGGAAAAACUGCUUAGAGGGAGCAACAGAUUUUAAAGAGUUAAUUCCAGAGUUCUAUGGGGACGACUGCAGCUUCUUAGAAAACCACUUUCAUCUUGAUCUGGGCCGGCGGCAGAAUGGAAGCUUUGUCUGUGAUGUCCACCUACCACCUUGGGCCUCAGAUGCUAAGGAUUUCCUGCAGAAGCACAAGAUGGCACUUGAGAGUCAGUAUGUGUCCGAGCACCUGCACGAGUGGAUCGACUUAGUGUUUGGUUUCAAGCAGAGAGGAAGCGACGCAGUCGAGGCCAAUAAUGUCUUUCACCCAUUGACCUAUGAAGGUGGCAUUGACUGUGACAGUAUUGAGGAUCCUGACCAAAGGGUGGCCAUGCUGACACAGAUACUAGAGUUUGGUCAGACCCCCACGCAACUGUUCACCAUUCCUCAUCCUCAGAGGAUCACGCCAAGGUCGCAGAAUAUCACCAGAAGCCCCAGCCUCACCUCACCCGUUAGCGACCUUACUCCAGGCUCUCUGAAUGAGGACUCCUCUUUCGAAGACUUGACAGAGGAAAGCCGGAAGUUGGCAUGGUCAAACAUGGGCCGUCUGAGACCAGCCUCCAGACACAAAAUCCAUAAAGAGGCAGUGACGGCCAUCACUGUGACCCGAGAUGGAACUUCUGUUUUCAGCACAUCCCAAGACUCAACACUUAAGAUGUUCUCCAAAGAAUUAAAGGACUUCCAAAGGAGCAUGUCUUUUUCCAAUAUGGCCUUGUCAUCAUGUCUGAUGCUGGCAGAUGGUCAAAUUGUGGUGUGUUCCUCGUGGGACAAUAAUGUGUAUUUCUAUUCUAUCCCAUAUGGCAGGCGACAGGACACGCUCAUGGGUCAUGAUGACGCUGUCAGUAAAGUGCUUUGGGCCAACGAUAAGCUCUACACGGCAUCCUGGGAUUCUACUGUUAAGGUGUGGCAAUGUGAUCCUGAUACUUUGUGCAGUCAAAAGAGAUCGGGUUUCGAGCUGCUUGCUGAAUUGGAACAUGACGCUGGGGUGAACGCUAUCGGACUGAAUCAACUGGGGACUCUUCUGGUGUCCGGAUGCAAAGACGGGGCCGUCACCCUCUGGGACACGGACACCUACGGAACCCUGCAGCAAGUGGACUGCCAUGCUGACACUGUCCACGGUGUGUCCUUCAGUCCAGAUAGUCGACAUGUCCUCAGCAUUGGCGCCGACUGCUUCAUGAGGGUCAUCGACGUUCAGACGGGAAUGGUCAUCUCCUCUGUGAAAUCGGAGGAGGAGCUAAGGUGUUUCUGCUGGGACGGAAACUCGGUGCUGUGCGGGGGCCAAUCGGGUGACUUACUACUGUGGGACUUGAUGAGCAACGCGGUCAUCUCCAGGAUCUCGGCACAUUCAGGGCCAGUCACAGCCAUGUGGAUGAACGAGCUGAGUGCUACAGUGAUCACUGGCGGAGAGGACAAAGAGAUCAUCUACUGGAAGCUGCACAAUUAG
Messenger RNA from Nerophis lumbriciformis (worm pipefish), 2739 nucleotides. Lineage: Eukaryota; Metazoa; Chordata; Actinopteri; Syngnathiformes; Syngnathidae. The record is from RefSeq and is a predicted model, not a curated record.